CGCCGCACUGACGUUUGGCUGCAUUUUCCCCCGACGGCCGGGCGCAUCCCGUGAUCUAGCAACCUUGUUUCAGCCGAAAAAAGAAAUGUGAUGUGCUUCUCUUCUUGAUGGCGAACUGAAAAACGUUGGAAUUUUCACCAUCCAAAAAAAACGCUCGCUCCCACGUAGUAUGACUACCGCGUUCAACUCUACAUCGUAGCAGCAGCAGCAGCAGCAGGUUAAAAUCACAGGCCCAGUGGAAUCGCGCUCAUAAGAUCCGAGCAUUACCGUGUCUCCAGCGAAAAUUCUUCCCCGAGCAGCGGUGUGCGUGCAGGUUAUAGAACAUCACCACCACCACUACCACCAUCGCCACCUCCAUCUCCGCCAUCAUCGCGUGUAACACCCUUGCGGCAGCUCGCAGGAAAAGUUUCGGUUCUCAGUUUCCGCGUGGCCAUCUUUCCACCCGAUCCGUCGCCCUCGUGUCGAUUGUCGUGCCGCCAUUAACGCAGCAGUGCAGCAAAGGGGGUAAGCUCUAGAACGUUUCCUUCGCAACAUGGCUGACCAGCAGCAGCAGACCAGCGUUGAGCAGCCGCAGCAGCAGCAGCAAGCGCCAGCACCUCAGCAGCAGCAGCAGCAACCGGCCGCACAGCAGCAACAGCCGCAACAAACGGUUGCCGGUGACCAGCCGGCACAGUCACAGCCCGCCUCCCCGCCGGAACAGGAUGCCGGUCAGAAGCCGGGCGCCGCUGCCGGCUCCCCUACCGCUGCCGCCGCCGCACCCGCCCAGCCCCAGAAGGAGGUGAUUGCGACGAAGGUGACCGGCGUGGUGAAAUGGUUCAACGUGAAGAGCGGCUACGGUUUCAUCAACCGGGGCGACACGCAGGAGGACGUGUUCGUGCACCAGUCGGCGAUCGCGCGUAACAACCCAAAGAAGGCGGUCCGGUCGGUCGGCGACGGCGAGCAGGUCGAGUUCGACGUGGUGAUCGGCGAGAAGGGCAACGAGGCGGCCAACGUGACCGGGCCGCAGGGCGAGCCGGUGAAGGGCAGCCAGUACGCGGCGGAGAAGCGGCGCGGCUUCCGCCACUGGUGGCAGAAGCGGGGCCAGCGUCGGCCGGGCCAAACCCGCAGCAAGGACGGUCAGCUCGAGGGUGGUCAGGGCGACGGGCAGCAGCAGAAUGGUGACGGCCAGAUGCAGCAGCAGCCGCAGCAGCAACACCAGCAGCAACAGCAGCAGCAGCAUCAGCCCCAGCAGCAGCAGCAGUCCGUGAAGCAGCAGCAACAGCAGCAGCAGCAACCGCGCCGCUACCGUCCCCGUGGACGUGGCGGGUACGCCCAGUCGUACUACUCGCGCCCGGCACCGCGCGGUCCCCGCCGCGACAUGGUGAUGGGUGACAACGGCCAGAUGGACCAGAACAUGAUGGACGACAAUGGGGGCAUGCGCGGUCAGGGUGGUCGCGGCGGUGGCGGCCCGCGUCGCUUCUUCCGCCGCAACUAUCGCAGCGGUGGACGCGGCGGCGGCAUGGGCGGACCGCCCGGACCGCGCCGCGGUGGCUACCGACCGGACUACCAGGCCGACUACCAGCAGAACGGCGGCGGCCAGGAGCAGAUGGCACCGCGCCGGGGCGGUGGCAUGCAGGGCCGCGGCUCCGGUGGACGCGGACGGUUCCCGCGCCGUGGCCGCAACCCGCAGCGCCCGCGCAACGAUGCCGGUGGCAACAACAGUGCCGUGCAGAACACGACCACCGAGAGCUCGGCGUAAGGCGGCGGGCGGCCAUCUUACCCCCUCCACCCCCCAUCACUUAAUCAUCACCAAGACCUGCGCGCAUCCUGUAUGCGUAGAGCCGCUCUCGAGCGGAGGCGCGCCGCGCACACCGCGUACACCAUCCGGCGCAAACAUCGUGCGGGCGGGCCAACCAACAUGCACCGAGAAACAUCUAUCUCUCUCCGUCUCCGUGAAUCAUCCCCCGUCAACGGGAAGGAAUGUUGGGUGUUGAAGGAAACAGCACCGACACCCCAGCAUGGAAAAGAAUUGCGUAAGUACACCACCACCCCCUCCAGCAUAAGAACCAACAACCCGUGCGUUCCAACUGAGAACUUGUUCCACUACCGCGCCUAUUGUUUUGUGUGUAUGUGUGUAUGUUAGUAGGCAUAUGAAGAAAAAGCAUACUAGCGAACGUCGUUAGAGCAAAGCGAGCAUACAUAUGUUAAGCAAAGAAGCAAGCAGAACAGAAGCAGGCGGUCUCGAAGAUACGACCGACCGCCGCACAAUCGCCGCCUCCUCCGAUUCGAUCAUCGCGCAAGCUAGCUAAGACAUUGCGUGCGUGUGCGCGAGCGACCAUCACUAUCUAAUCGCGCGCCCACUCCCUUCGGCGGUCCCUCGGCUCUCUCGGUGCAUGAUGAAUAAUAGAAUGUUCGAUAGGACUAAAUGGUAGGACAGUAGUAGAAGCAGAAGCAGAAGAAGAGUAAGGAAGCAAAAGACGCGGAGAAAUGGAUAAAAACCAGACGAAAGGAGAUAUAAAAUAAUAAAAAAGAAGAAGAUUUAAUAAUUUUAACCAUACAAACACACCCCAUUACACACACCAUUGCACAUAAUCGUUUACAAACGACCAAACGUAAACAGGCUAAAAUAUGGGGAAGAGGGCUUUCACACCCGCCAGGGGAGCCCAUGACCCUAAAUUGGAAGUACGGAACACAUAUGAGUAAUAAAUAGAGUUUAAUUGGUUUAAAAACAUGGUACGGAGGUACAGAGUUAGGAGCAAGGAUAGUAAGAUUUAAAGAAAUAAUGCCCUCGUUUGAGCACCUCUUUCGCGGGGCUCAGCGUCUAUCUUCGCUAUUCUUUUGUACAACAGCGAAACAAUUACCCUUUCGUAAGAUCCCUGGGAUGCAAAGCCACCCGUCAAGGAAAUGACCACCAUCAUGAGCUGCCUGCUUAAAAACCUAUAAGAAUAUCGCUGAUAUCAAGUGGCUACUGCUGUCGCCACGUGUUUUUUUUAGGGGGGCACACACGUGCGUCGUCUCCUUGCAUAGCGAAAGAUCCUUGCUAUAAUGGAGGACGAUCGAUACAUCCCGUGGCGCAUGUGUGUGUGUUUGGCUGAUGGCGGAACACACUGCCUGUCAGCAAACAGCAUCUCCUCCCUCAGCAAAGCAAAAAGUGGUAGCGCACAGGUGUUUACCGAUGGAGCCCUGUGUACGAAGAUAUCAAGCCAUCCGAUCGAGACAGCGGCUUCGUACGAGGAAUGAUCGAUCGAUGAUAUGCGGCAUAUUAAAAGAAGAUGAAGAUUAAAAUCAAGGCAUGAGGGUAAUGCCGGGUUAAAAGUGGCAGAGUUGGGGUUAGAAGCAGCAAAAAACCAGUGCAGAAAAUGGAACUCGGUUCAGGUGUUGUUGUGAUGUGUGACUGUGGAGGGAGAGCAAUCUUGUGUUGUUAUUUCCUUAAUAUUACAAACACGGUAAAUAUCGCUUGCAUUUUUAUGCAUUAUGCAUUCACACAUGACAACGGCUUGCAACUGGGAACUGUUUCGAUACUAAAAAGAAAACCACACAUAUAACCAUACAUAAUUCGGUUCAUUUAGUUCAGCCGCUUGAAAGUGAGUUUUUAAACAAAUUUAGGAUUGCUUUUUUAGGAAUACAAUGUUUUUUAACCCAUUUGGAAAUACGUUCCUUCCUGGAAUUUAAACCGGCCGGUAAAGCAGAAGGCUCUACAAUUGCAAAGAGCAACAGGACGGGAUUGGAAGAACAAACAUAGAAACGAUUUAAGCUUGGAAUUAUAAUCUAGUAAGCAUGGACAGCACCUACCAUCACCACGUGUGUUGUGUCCGUGUUGGUUCGCAUCCGUCAAGUAAUAACGCAAAAACCGCAAAAAGAGCUAUAUUAACCAGAUGAAAAAAAAAAGAUGCGAGUGCGUUUGAGUGUUGCAAAUAACAAUUGAUCCAUUUUAUAUUGUUAGUUGGUUUGGUUUGAAGUUAAAAUAACAUAACACCCUCUCUAGUAUGUGCAAGGAAAAGUGUGUGCACGUGGGAAAGGUAGAGGCGAAAGCAGCAGAGCCGAGUGGCAACUAGCAGCAACCAACCACCACACACACACACACACCCCAUCAAGCGUGACGAGGUUGGAAUGGAAAAUUGCAACUAAAAAUGUGCUCGAGAAGGGAACGAAAAACGAACCGUUUGGCGAAGGAAGAAAACCCAUUCUAGGUGUACAUCCAACUAUCGUUUCAGCCUCGUUGCGUGUGGCGUGUGAAGGUUAGGUUAGCAAUUAUUACACACUACCAUUAGCGCUGAAAUGAUGAAGAGAAAACUUUGAAGUUGUGCUGGAAACAAUUGCACCACUCACUCGGUUUGUGGCUUUUUGGCUUUGGUUGUGUAGAAAUUGCGUUAGUUGAAGUAAGGAAAACAACACAGAACAGAAGUAACUGAAACUGGGGCUGAGGGGGAGAGAACGUUACAACUCGAGAAGCUCAGAGAUGGCAAAAAUCCGCAAAUGGACAGUUAGUAGGCUGUGGGAGAGUAGCCGGAAGCGCAUCGGUGGCGAACGGAAGGUGAUGAAAAAAGAUCCAUGCAAGCGGCGUGCGCGCACACGCACGUGCGAUCACGUGUUGUGUUGUGGCUGUCGCCAUUUUCCCUUCCGGGGCAGUGCGUGAUAAGCGCGCCGGGAAUUAUUUUCAUUGGCGUUUGCGGAUUUGCAUUUUGUCCAUUUUGCCUCUUGUUUUGCCUUCCGCUCAACCCACAAUACCCAGUUUGUGCGAUGUUUUGAUUUUCCUCCCGAUUGUGUUGUGACCGGCUUUUUUUUUAAUCAUUUCCCCUUUGCCUCCCCCCCCCCAGCAAUCCGGGCCCGGCUUUGAAACCAUUUUUAGAUAGCGCUACAUCCUUACCUUAAGCUUAAGAUCGUACAAAGAAAAAGGUGUUUAAUUGGAUUCUAUUGCUUUUAAAAUCAGUUUGUAGUGUUUGUUUGUUUUAUUAUAAUAGCGCACUGCAUACACAUACACACAUAGCCCUCUGUAUGCUGUCUCACGCGCAUCUAUCAUAUUCGACGGUGUAUCGUGAGGGAUGAUGAUAGGGCUACUGUUGCUGCCGUCUCCCGGCUGGUAUUGAGACUCUGAACAAACGUGGCUAAUCAGGCAUUUCUAUUCGAAGGAACAGUAGGCGGCGCGAGCAUGAGAGCGCGCGCGCGCUCGUUCUCGGUUCGAAAAUAGACAGCCAUUGCUCGAAACCCCCCCCAUAGCUUGCGUGUGUGGCCGUGCGUCGUGGAACGGCGAGAGGAUAUUUUUAGCAUUCGAUCGGGGUCUUUCGAUCGUAUCGCGUGUUGUGUGAUGGUGGUACCUGUGCGCUCCUGGUUUUGGGGAUUUUUGAGGUCCAAUAUCAACCGAGCCCCAAACCGAGCGCCCGCAUAUACGUGAGUAGUUCCGUUGGCGCAUGGAACAGCAAGUCGAACAGUCGGGGAGCCCUUUUCUUCGUUCUCCUCUCAGGUACACUGGGAACUCAUGCGCGUGAGGCAAAUUUUAUUAGAAACUAGAUAAGGUUUGUGUUUUUCCUGUGUUUUACCAUUUCCUCGAUUUUGAUGAAUUAUGUGCAUGUGUGAAAGUUCAAGACCGAGAAAUGGGCAUACAGAAGAAAUUUAGUAAGAAAAAAAAAAACACACACAAAUAACAAGGAUUGCAAGUUAUUCAUACAACCAAAAUACACAUUUAUUGUCUGUAAGCGAGCGCUGGUAUUAGAGGAAAAGAGGAGUGAAAUUGAAAGCAGUGUAUAACAACUCUAUUAAAAAGAAAAAAAACCCACUGCUUGAGCUGCUGUCACUCUUAGAAAGCAAAAGGAGUGUGAAAAGCCGAAAAAGAAGCGUGUGGUAUUAUUUGAAUUUGAAAUAACAGAGAAAAAAACAGUAACACACAUUUAAACGAUUGCAUUACAAUAGAUUCUCACGCAGGCACACAGCGCGCAGCAUUCUGUGUAGCAUUAAACACAAAACAUCGGUUUGCCACCAGAAAGUGUGCGAGUGUGUGUGUGUGUGCGUUUUCCACCCUCUUCUUUAUAUUAAACUAUCAAUUUGAAACAGAAAUGAAACUAAGAAAAAAAGGAACAUACAACAUACACAUAUAUUUAGUUAACCGAUAACAAGAGUUAAACAACAUAAGCAAAUAACAAACGAAGCAACACGGAGAGAGAAGACAAGGAAGAGAGGAAAGCAAGAAAAUCUGCAUACAACAAAAUGCAAAACAAAACAACUCUACUAUAUUUCAAAAAAUAAUGAAGAAAUAAAUAAGCAAGCAAACUCCAACAUUAAAUAAGGAAACCCCAAGCAAACAAACACACAUACAUAGAAGAACAAUACCUGUACUAGAGGUGUAAUAAAAGGAGCGAGAAAAAGAAAGAAGUAAGAAAAUGCAACAAGGUAGUAAUGGACAAGGAUUGGACUUUAAUAUGCCAAGCAAAGGAAGGAAGGAAAGGGGCCAGUUUGCCUGUGUGCGACAAGUACCCGCAACAACAAGAAAGAUAAGAAGAGAAAGAUCUAGUGAAGAACAGCAUACAUUUAAUGAUAACACAAGAACAGCAAAGUACUAUGGAAUAUUCAUAAAAAACAGCAUGUAAAACAUAUAAAACAAUAUGCAAUGUAGUAUGUUGAACGCGAACUGUAGAAGAACACAGCUAACAAAAUCCACCCGGUUGUUGUUUUAGAACGAGACGCGCGCAGGUGGUGGAGUUAAAAAAUCGGUAUGCAAAGAAACAAAUACGAGCGCUACCCAAUCGAUGAAGCAAAACAACAAAUACACAUACAAGCUAUAUGGACGCAACGCAUCCUCUUAAAAAUAUGAAAUGAAACGCAAGAAGCGCAUUAUUAAUGUUUAAGCAAUGAAAACAGUAGUGUGAACGAUUGAUACAACAUAACUCUAAAGAGAAAACAACAGCGACACAGCAUACACAUAUACGGCAAGCGGUAGUGGAGGAACACAACCCACGGAGGGACUAAGAUUCAGUCCAGAGAGAGAGACAGAUUCAACAUCAAAUGUGACCCCGAAAGCUAGCUAGGAGAGAGAAAGGAACAACAGAAAAAAGAACCCGAGAGGCGAUUGUGUUUAAACAACACAUCAACAUUUUCUUUUGAACGUCAUUUAACAACAUCUUCUAAAAUGCAUUAAACAUCGCGCAAGAUGACGAUUACGUUUCAUUGGACCACGUGCGUGCGUGCGGACUCGCGGCCUGGAGCAGACCGUGUGCAUCGUGGUGUGUGUGUGUGUGUGUGUGUACUGGCUGGUGUGUAUCCUCUAGUCCCCCCACUGGGAACAACUGGUUUCCUUGGCGGGAAGUGAUGCCACCGUGUACCACACACACACACGCGCGCGCGCCUCUGUACGGAUUGUUCGAAGCCGUGGCCGCGGCACACACUCGGUCUGGAACGUGUAAAGCUGCGAAGAAGCGAAGCGAGAGAGAGGGAGCGUGUUUUGGAGCAGAAGACACGGAAACAAUGUCGAAACUUGUAAAACCCAGAAAAAAUCAAUAAAAAAAUCGUAAAAUUUUAA
Anopheles coluzzii is the source of this 7489-nucleotide messenger RNA. It is a transcript of the gene yps, whose product is annotated as Y-box-binding protein 1. The coding region runs from base 533 to 1738 and encodes 401 amino acids. Gene Ontology annotation, cellular component: nucleus. The transcript has a single exon. Lineage: Eukaryota; Metazoa; Arthropoda; Insecta; Diptera; Culicidae. Gene Ontology annotation, biological process: regulation of gene expression. The record is from RefSeq and is a predicted model, not a curated record. Gene Ontology annotation, molecular function: nucleic acid binding.